UUAUCCUCGGCACCGCUCGCCACGACUUUAUCAUGACAUUUCUUCGGGCCACAUCGUUGUGGAAGGCCCUUUUUCUCCUGAUAUGGCGCCCUAUAAAAGCACGAACAUACGACCAAGGGACAGCUAAAAAUGUUCGGGACGAGAUAUUCAGUGAAGUCUUCGAGCUUGCGAGUCGAACGCUGCAUGAGCUACAGGAAAUGCGUGUGGAAGACGUCAGUGUAUUCAUCAAGACGUUGGUGCACGCAGGACUGUUCGAUGCUCUUGACGCUGCUCCUCCUCGUUAUGCAACCCGCCAAGAGCUUAUGGACAACUACCGCACUUCAUGGCACGUAAGCGGGGUGUUCACCGAUCUCGUAGAGGUCUGCCGUCGCAAGCCAUCACUCCUACUACUCAUUCGCGCACAACUCCCUCGAGCCGCCUCUAUGCGUGCAUUGCUCGACGCCGCAUCCGCUGGCGCCGACCGACCAUCGCCACCGGAGUUCAUUGAUGAAAAUGAGUUAAAUUGGGACGAAGAUAUACAUCUUCAGAAUUUACUCCAAUUGAAUCAUCUAUAUAGGGACUGUCUCAUGAACAGAGUCUGCGGGAGACGUGGAUGUAAGGGAAGAGUGACGGCGCGUUGCAGUGCAUGCCACAGGACUGAGUAUUGUGGCCCGGCUUGCCAGAAAAGAGACUGGGUCGAGCAUAGAUUGGUGUGCGGAUUCGCGCUCGUGCCCAUCUAUUGUUCAGACGAUGAAGAUGAGGUGGACGAUCUUGUCACCGAGCUGGAGCUACCUUUCAGGUUCAGAAGGAAGGACGAACCAACCAGUACGACCUGAC
Stereum hirsutum FP-91666 SS1 is the source of this 816-nucleotide messenger RNA. RefSeq lists its product as uncharacterized. NCBI's taxonomy places the organism in Eukaryota, Fungi, Basidiomycota, Agaricomycetes, Russulales, Stereaceae. The transcript is spliced from 3 exons. The record is from RefSeq and is a predicted model, not a curated record. Bases 33 to 815 code for a protein of 260 amino acids.